AAGCCCCCCAAAAGAAGUUGCAAUAUAUGUAAGUUUCUACUGAAGGCCUCCCCUCCCAGACGACCUAACUAUUUCUUAUCUUGUUAUCCAUACACCACGAGGACACCCAAACAAUGUCAAUGGCGAUUACAACGGCAACGGCAACUGCAAAUGGCCGAUGGAGCUUUACAACGUUGAGGUCAGCGCUACCGUCUGUGGGAUCAGAAAUUUGUACUCGGACUCGCGUUAGCUUUCCGUUGUCCAAUGCUCGAGUCAGUCGCAGAACCUGCAGCAAACCAAUCGCCUCCUUUUCGGGUUUAUGCCCCUUAAACCCACUCAUUUCUACUGGCUCAGCAGAUUACAAUGGCUUUGAACAUAACUUCGAAAUUGUUGAUAAUGGUUACCGAGUUUUUGCCAUGAGACAUGGCAAGCGGGUACCUAAGCUAAAUAGGCCUCCUGACCAACGACGGGCACUAUUGCGAGGGCUCACCACCCAACUCCUUAAGCAUGGUCGGAUCAAAACCACCAGAACAAGAGCAAGUGCUAUGCGUAAGUAUGUUGACAAAAUGAUUACAUUGGCAAAGGAUGGUUCCUUGCAUAAAAGGAGACAAGCUUUAGGCUUCAUCUACGAAAAGCAGAUUGUUCAUGCAUUAUUUGCAGAAGUCCAAGAUAGGUAUGGGGAGAGAAACGGUGGAUAUACCAGAAUUAUAAGAACUCUGCCUAGGCGAGGGGACAACGCGCCUAUGGCAUACAUUGAACUUGUCUGAAUAUUGGCCAGUUAUUUUUGUAUCGGCGGAGUCAACCAAUUCUAGUAAUGGUGUGGAGAUUUAAUUCUUUUUGAGAGGUUGCCACAUGUAUGAUUAUAAACCUUGUAUUAAUAUUUGCAUACAUAUACAUACAUGAUGGACAUAAAUAUUUUAAGUAAAUUUGAUCUACAUUAUGUGGGGUUUAGCUUUUCUUCCCAAACUAAUAUACAUCAGUGGUCGGCUUGGAGGCUCGAGUGACCUUCUGCAUUUUAACCU
Molecule: messenger RNA, 1001 nt
Organism: Cucumis sativus (cucumber)
Lineage: Eukaryota; Viridiplantae; Streptophyta; Magnoliopsida; Cucurbitales; Cucurbitaceae
Product: 50S ribosomal protein L17, chloroplastic
Exons: 2
Coding region: 114-746 (210 amino acids)
Biological process (GO): translation
Cellular component (GO): ribosome; cytosolic large ribosomal subunit
Molecular function (GO): structural constituent of ribosome
Source: RefSeq, a predicted model, not a curated record